Chrysemys picta bellii (western painted turtle) is the source of this 858-nucleotide messenger RNA. Lineage: Eukaryota; Metazoa; Chordata; Testudines; Emydidae. The record is from RefSeq and is a predicted model, not a curated record.
ACGGCCCAGUCUUCUCCCAGGAGAGAGACACUGCAGGUAGGGACUGCCAAGAAAAUAUAUGACCCAAUAGCAGAGUCAAUUACUGGAAGGUGACCAAAGCCAGACCAGCUGUACGAUGCGAUUGGAAUCCAAUUGACUCACUGUCAUGUUGGAGACAUUCACAAACUCUAAUUCGCUUGUCCAUCCGGUGGGAAGGUACCGAGCGUUAUGUUAUACCGAUGCCUGUCUUAACCUUUCCUAACAAACGGAAGCUGCCUGACUUGAGCUUGUUCACCCAGUUUCUGAGUGCCUCGGAAAGGUCGGUGCACUCAGCUAGGACAGUCUGGCUCCGAGCCGCAGGGAGCUAGCCGCACUGGAGACUGAUUGGUGUUAAGAGUGUUGAUAUCUAUUUGCUUCUGACAUGACGGGGCCAACCUGUUUGGGAAACCAGAAUUUCUUCUUGAUAAGUAGGUGGUUACAGCCCUGUGGAGAUGCUCCUUCUGAAGCCACAUCUGUUGGUCGUGGAAGGAUCUCUCUCUCCAGGGAGCAGUUUGACUGCAAGGAGUUCAUGGACGACGGCAUGUACUGCACAAGGGAGUCCAACCCCCACUGUGGCACGGAUGGCAUGACAUACGGCAACAAAUGUUCCUUCUGCAAGGCCGUCAAGAGAAGUCAGGGAAGUGUUCGAUUGGAGCAUCUUGGAAAAUGCUGAAGCCUCCUCGCUGCUGAGUGUUAAAAGCUGCCCUUCUGCUUUCGCUCUCCACCAACCGCUGCGGAUCCCUGCUCCCAGCCACGGUCUCCACACACCCUUCUCCCCGGGAGCUGCUGGGGACGACAGUGUCUCCAAUUUGCUUGUCCAAUAAAGUGAACUCAGCAGAA